AUGUUCGGCUUUGAUGACGGCGCGUCCAGGCGCGAGAAGUGCUACACGGCUGUGGGCGAGCUACCUCGCUUUAUCGACCCCAAGCAGCCGCCAACCAAAAGGUCGCCCUUUUUGGCCAUUUGCGGUCAUCCAUUUCUGCACACGGUAGAGCUGAUUUUACCCGAAAGGGUGUACACGGCUAUCGAGAGUUCAUUAAACUCUAAGUUGCAAAAUCUACAAUAUGCCAGAGUGUUCAUGUCUCUCUCCUCUCUGCUGGAGGGCGACUUUUUCAAUACUUAUAUCAAAACGGGGAACAUCCUCAUGAUAUCAGAAGGCCGACCAGGCUCGGACAAUGUCUUCUCCCUCCGAGAUGGAGUUCUGAGGCUAGAGCUCGGAAAAGAGAUAUAUGAGCGGACCGGACUCACCGGGAGGCCUAUUCGCAGCGGGGCAAGAAAGCAUGCCAAAGAAAGAUAUCUGAUCGAGAUUAACCUGCGACUGCCUUCAAUGCUCCAUGGCAAGAAAGGGUUUGAGAGGAUCGUCUGGGCAUGCAAAAACGUGCUUAAUCAGUCUGUAACCUGGCUUUUCUAUGAUCUAGGAUCUGAAUCGGGUGGUAUUUCUCAAGACGAUUUAUCUCUAAAAGGCUACUAUCCGCACAUUAUCGACUGUGAGCCCUCCCGGACAUAUCAUCGCAAUGUACUCAUCCCAUCUUUCAAAUCCAUCCACGUCACAGAGUCCAACCCCCCGGAGAACCUGAGAAGCUCAUGCAACGAGCUCUCCGAGUGGCUCGCAAUGGUAUCUCUCCAAAGCUCCCAAGUCUCUUCAACCGACGAUACCGAUCCAUAUCUAUCCCGCUACAGCGUCCCGGAUUCUGAGGACGGAAAUGGAAACUCAAACCCCUCCGACUUGGUCAGUUUGAAAUGGCACGGGUUUGCUAACCCCAAGUGGGUUAUGCAACUAUUCACAACUUUGCUGUAUGAUAUUACUCCCCCCUUUCUCUAUUUCAUCCUCCAAACUCCAUGGCCAGGAAUAAUUAAGCACCAAUGCCAUGACCCGACUAACGUUAUCAUCCAAAGACGAGAAAUUAGCCCCGUUGCCCCUACCGAAUCUGCCUGGUUUGCUCUUUCAUCGAGCGCACUUGGAAGAGAUGCAGUGGAAGGGAAAGACGGGUACACGAUUAUGACCCUGCCGCGGACAGGAAGUGAUAAGGAACCUACAGAUUCUCAAUCCAAAGGUUCUCGGAUGUUUGUCUGUUGGGAAUACGUGGCGGCUUCUGUCUUGGAUAAAUGA
Messenger RNA from Aspergillus tanneri, 1266 nucleotides. RefSeq names its product ribonuclease P protein subunit p40. The transcript is spliced from 6 exons. Gene Ontology annotation, molecular function: ribonuclease P activity; ribonuclease MRP activity. Gene Ontology annotation, biological process: tRNA 3'-end processing; tRNA 5'-leader removal; endonucleolytic cleavage in ITS1 to separate SSU-rRNA from 5.8S rRNA and LSU-rRNA from tricistronic rRNA transcript (SSU-rRNA, 5.8S rRNA, LSU-rRNA). The coding region runs from base 1 to 1266 and encodes 421 amino acids. The record is from RefSeq and is a predicted model, not a curated record. Lineage: Eukaryota; Fungi; Ascomycota; Eurotiomycetes; Eurotiales; Aspergillaceae. Gene Ontology annotation, cellular component: ribonuclease MRP complex; multimeric ribonuclease P complex.